Molecule: messenger RNA, 693 nt
Organism: Drosophila guanche
Lineage: Eukaryota; Metazoa; Arthropoda; Insecta; Diptera; Drosophilidae
Exons: 2
Coding region: 66-398 (110 amino acids)
Source: RefSeq, a predicted model, not a curated record
CAUACGUUGGGACUUACCCAGCUGAUAUCUUUAACAAUGGGCAUGCUGAAUGCUGUCAUGAUUUUAUGGUGUGCCAUGCUGAUGGUGGCGCAACCAGGGAAGGGCCAGGGUCAGGGCCAGGGUACGUGGUAGUCAAAGAUACGGGAUCGUGGAUGAGUGAAGAAACUGACGGAACCACCAUGGCCAUGCCAACAGGCAGUCCAGAUGAGGAUUACAACAUUUUUGGCGUUACCGAAGCAGCACCUAAAGGCAGAUUGACAGCAUUGAAGGACGAACUGGAGACAUUUGGAGACGAGCCCAAGGAAGUCAUUGGAAAGGAAGGCACCGGCACCGCACCUGUGCUCACCUGUCCCGUUCGCCAAGAGCCUCAUGGCAAUCGCAAAGGCGAUCAAAUUUGAUCAUUUAGGUUUCUAGAUAUAAGUAGAUAAUAGCGAGUAGGAUAUUAGGUUGAUAGGUAGCUAAGACUAAGACUUCGACAUGUUCUUGGGGGUCACAUCCAAAUUUGUAGGUUUUUCUAAAUCAAUUUUAAGUUUGAAAUUUUAAAUUUGAAAUUUACUAUUUUAAGGCAAUUAGUUGUAGUUUUGGGUUUAGUUGAAUUGAAAUGAAGUUAGCUUCUGGGAAUGUUAAAUUGUUGAAUGUUAAAUGCCUUUUGGUUUUUUUGUAUCAAAAAUAGUUGAAUGCCAAAAAAAAAGA